Tetrahymena thermophila SB210 is the source of this 711-nucleotide messenger RNA. RefSeq names its product optic atrophy 3 protein. The transcript has a single exon. The record is from RefSeq and is a predicted model, not a curated record. Lineage: Eukaryota; Ciliophora; Oligohymenophorea; Hymenostomatida; Tetrahymenidae. Gene Ontology annotation, biological process: regulation of lipid metabolic process. Gene Ontology annotation, cellular component: mitochondrion.
UUUACUAAUAAGAAUCAAAAAUUUUAUAUUUUUAAAGGUUUUACUUAAUUAAUCUUAUUGAUUUUUACUAAAAAAGAAAUAUUGAUAAAAUAUUAAAAAAAUAUGUUACCUCUUUUCAAGCUUUUUUCACUAUUUGUUCGUAUAUUAGCAAGACCAGUUAUAGCAAGAACUAAAGCUCAUACUUCUUCUAAACUUUAGAAUUAAAAAUUUAGAGUAUUUUUUGUCUGGCUAGGAAAUAAGGCUCACAGAAUAAAUGUUUACAUAAAUAGAACAUUUUUGAAGCUCAAUAAUUAAGAUUUCAAAGUAUAAGAUCUAAGUGAGCCUGCCGCUCUUGAAUUAGGUGUUGAAACUUUUUAUGAAGUAAUAAUUUAUGCUUGUAUCUUGGGUUUACCAAUUAUAGAAAUUUACAGGGCUCAAGUAGAAAGUAAUGAAAAAAGUGAAAAGCAGAAAUAAGUAAUGGAAGGAAUACAUACUAGAUUAUAAAAUUUAGAAGAUGAGAAGACUAAGUAAACAAAUUAAUUAGAUUAGCUUACGUGCAUUAACACUCUUCUAUUCAAGAAAUCAUCAGUGCUUGAGAAUGUAUUAGCUACUUAAUCAGCAUUAAACUAAUAAAAUCCUCUUUUGAAGGAGUUAGAAGAAAUAAAUCUUUUAAUUUAGUAACAGUUUAGUUAAAAUACACCAUAAUAAGCAUAAGUACAAUAAUAAGAAUGA